AUGUUCUCUCUUCCGUGCGAUGGGCCGUUCGGCGCGUUCGACUACUACGGCAACUACGUUGUGUGCAUCAACGAAGCCAAGAGUUGUAUGAUUCGAUCGGAAGUCGACGGAAAGGAUAUCCUUUUGGGACUGCUCAAAAAGCAUGAGGAUCGCUCGUUCCAUCUGUUGACCAUGCGUCUUGAUGAGGUCGAAUUCUUCUGUACCAUCAUGAAUCAAGUGUCGACCGGGAUCGUCUCUAAUGGGCUGAGAGUUGAAGCUCAUCGAUCCAUGAGUCAGGUGGUGUUCAGCAUCUGUAACACCAAACCGAUUCGUAGAAAGUCGGGAAAGAAGAUGAAUGAUCGCGAGGCGUUCAUGAUUCAGCUGAAAGCGAAUGAAAUCGAGACCGAUGUGAGCACCGAUGACGAAGAAAGGGAUGAAGAGGUGGAAGAAGAAAAGGUUGGCACAUCGAAAAAAGCAGACGCAAAAUCCGAAAAAGCCGUUGCCUCAUCUACCAUGGUUGUCGCGAAAUUGGGAGAUGUUGUUAGAAAAUCAAUUGAAAUUGUCGCGAAAUCGGUUGAAAUCGGCGCGAAAUCAGGAGAUGUCGCGGCAAAAUUGAAGGAUAUCGUUGCGGAAUCUGAAGGCACCGACACUAAGUCGGAUGAAAUCACUGCGGCAUCAGAAAAUGCCGUCGCUAAGCCAGAUGUCAAAACUGCGGCUUCAGAAGACGUCGUCGCUAAGUCGGAUGAUGCCACUGCUGCAACAGAAGACGCCGUCGCUGAAUCGGAGAAAAUUGACGCGACAUCUAAAAACGUCGUUGCAAAGUCAGAUGACAAGACUGCGGCUUCAAAAGACGUCGUCGCUAAGUCGGAUGAAAACACUGUGGCAUCGAAAGACGUGGUUGCUCAGUCGGAUGAAGCCACUGCGCCAUACGAAGACGCCGUCGCUGAAUCGGAGAAAAUUGACGCGACAUCUAAAAACGUCGUGGCGAAGUCAGAUGAAAUGAACGCUGUAUCUGAAGACGUCGUUGCAAUGUCGGAUAAUGUUAUCUCGGUGUCAGGUCAAGAUUUCGAAAUGUCUCAAGAAGUGGCCACGACAUCGAAAGCCGUAGUCGCAAAUGCCGAAAAGAUCGUUAUGAAGUCGGAAGGCGUCCCCGCAAAUUCGGAUGAUACUGCUGAGACGUCAGACGAUAUCGUCAUGAAGUAUCAUGAUAUUUCGCCGAAAUUGGAAGAGGACGAGAACGACUCGGAGAUGAUCGUUACCGCGUCUAGAAAGGUUGUUGAAAAAACGAAUGGAUUCGGCAUCAGGAAAGAUAGUAGCUUUACGGCAUCAAGAAAGGUAGUGACGAAGACUAGAAAGAUUUCGGCGAAAUCAGGAAACCUCGGUGAAAAAUCUGACGAAGUCGUUGCGGCAUCUGGAGAGAAAAAUAAUGAUAACUUCAUCGAGAGCGUCAUCAUUCUUGCGAAGAUAGAAGGAGCUGGACAAAUCCACUCAACAAUCCUUUCGACUGGAAGAAGAAGGUAUGGUAUUAAGGUGCAUCGUACCAGAAGCUUCCGCGGCUUGAGGCGCACUUUCAGCACCAAGUUUAUGACAAGAUGGAAGAUGACGUCGACGCUCGAGAACUGCCUUGAACCGUUUUUAUGGGGUAAUAAGGCGUGCGUGCUGACCAAGGAUAACCCGAGCUCAUUCUUUGUGGCUCAAACGGUGUUGAACCCAAAGAAGGGUGUGAUGGCGUCUCUGGCGUAUAAGCUCCGUCACAAUUUCAGCUUCCAUACCCCACACACCGAGCCGGUUGAGUGCACAAUCAGUGGUGACGCUCCAAAUCCGCAACAUCUCUGGAGCAACGUUGAAGUCGUCAAAGGAUCGCCAAUUUUUCUGACUAUGGACCAGCAUGAGCACACCAUCACUCGCUGGCGUAUUCUUCGCAAUAACUACACCAACUACACAUGGAAGUGCGAGCCAUUGCAAAUCGGAGGACUUCCGGGAGACGUGGUGAAAAUCAUGUUUCGAAUCAACGCGGAGAACAAGCAUGAUCUAGAGUUCUCAAUUCGUUUCCAGAAGAAGCACUCGGAUGGCAAUUCGCUGUUCUAUGUGCUCCGUGUUCCGGCGUACGCGCGUCGCCACAAGAAAUAA
Messenger RNA from Caenorhabditis bovis, 2109 nucleotides. NCBI's taxonomy places the organism in Eukaryota, Metazoa, Nematoda, Chromadorea, Rhabditida, Rhabditidae. The record is from the annotation of a GenBank genome assembly.